CGUUGACGUGACGACAUUCAGUAAUGGCAAGUGACAGAGGGUGAGGAAGAAGAGGCGAAAGUUUUCCAGCUAGUACUUCUUACUGACCUUUUUUUGUUUUUAAAUAUUUAAAGUUUUACUUACUUCUUUAAUAAUUGAGUGUCGUCGACGUUGUUGUUGUUUUAUGCUAACGUGAGCGGUGUGCGGUCGAACAGGAAAACAAGUUUCCUUGAGUAACGUAAACACGCUAAAGAAGAGGUGAAACUAUGACUAACAGAGAAGACGAGUAUGACUAUCUUUUUAAAGUGGUGCUGAUCGGUGAUUCGGGUGUAGGGAAGAGUAACCUGCUGUCCCGUUUCACCCGGAAUGAGUUCAACCUGGAGAGUAAGAGCACCAUUGGGGUGGAGUUUGCUACACGCAGCAUCCAGGUAGAAGGAAAGACCAUCAAAGCUCAAAUCUGGGACACGGCUGGCCAAGAGCGAUAUCGAGCGAUCACCUCCGCGUAUUACCGUGGAGCAGUUGGAGCUCUUUUGGUAUAUGACAUUGCCAAACACCUAACAUAUGAGAAUGCUGACCGCUGGCUCAAAGAGCUGAAAGACCAUGCAGACAGCAACAUAGUCAUCAUGCUGGUGGGCAACAAAAGUGAUCUACGUCAUCUACGGGCAGUACCCACAGAUGAAGCCAGGGCGUUUGCAGAGAAGAAUGGCUUAUCCUUCCUGGAGACAUCAGCAUUGGACUCAACGAAUGUGGAACAAGCUUUCCACACGAUUCUUACAGCCAUCUACAACAUUGUCUCACAGAGGCAGAUGUCAGGACGGAGUGACUCAGACUUCUCACCAGCCUCCAAUGUAGUGCCCAUCACUGUUGAGCCGACCCAAAAUUCAGCCAGCAAGGGUGUCUGCUGUGGGAGCAACUAAGACUGUGUGACUAGCCGCCUCCUCCACCUCCAGGCAGCAGGAGAAACAUCCAGAUAGAAAAUCAGACAGACAGAUGAACAGGGAAAAUGGAGAAACAGGUAGAAAAAAAAGAAACCAUUUCACACAAGGACACAUGUACUGGGGUUGAUUUGUCCUGAAACCUUAAUACAGUAUGAAGUUGGGACCACUGAAGGAGGGCUAAUAAUGAGUUUAGAUAGACAGGAGGGGGAACCGGGGUCAGUAGUACCAUUGGAAAGAAAGCAGAUCACAUGCACCGUACCAAAUGCAUUAAGCUUUGCAGUUGCACUCUGAGUUUAAUCAACUUUUUAACAUGAAAGAGGCAUAUGAAUGGAACAUAUGCAUUGUGAAAUUGUGAAACAAAUUGAGCACAUUGUGUGGUUUCUUGUGUAUCUUAUCAGGAUUUCUGUCUUUGCAAACGCUCCUCCCUUUGAGAGUGUUAUCUUAAAACCUGUAAAUGUUUCCCUUCGGAUUCCUACUGCCAAGAUACUGGGGCAAUAAAAUUCACACCUAAAUGUCUACGCUGUAACCGCUCUUUUACAGCUGUCAUCCUCAGUUUUUUCCACAAUGUAUUUAGAAAUAACGUCCCUCACAAUAUUUAUUGAACACUAUGAGUAGAUUGCAUCUUGUGUGGCUGAAGGCUUUGCAUAUUAACACUAGGUAGUGUUGAUUUUUCACACUGAUUAUUUCACAGUAAAGCUCUCCCUCUGUCUGUCUCACUCUCUCUCCCACAAUCCUCAUGUGAAGAAACUUUGAAGGGAAACUACCUCUCUCUAAUGGAGGAGCAUGUCUUGCAAUAAACUUUCCAAAAUGCACCUGCUGGGGUUUAGUCGCAGCCAGUUGGUUGAAGUUGUGUUGCGAUAGGUCACUUAAAGCGUUAACACCUCUUCCCUGCAGUGACUGGGAAAUUUCUGUUUUGAUCACUUUUGAUCCUUGUUUGGAAGGCAUUCAUUCCUGCUCUGUGCAUACUUUGUACCCUACCUUGGAGUCAUGCUUUUACACAAUGUUAACUCUAAAUGAGACAGGAAAUCUGCCUCACGUUUCAGUGGGAUAACUAGCAUGGCUGAUGACUGGUUCACCCCUUGCCUGAACCUUUGUGUGCCGAGGGAGAGGAUGGGAUUAAAUGCAUGGGCAACGCUGUGCUUCUGCUGCCUGCUUGCUGGGAUAGAUGGAUGAUAAUGUUUCAGGGAAUGAGGUAGUGUAGGCACUCAGCCCUGCCCUGCUCCUGUGGUCUCUGAUGUAUCCGAGAUGGCUUGUUUUACUGUAAGUGAAAUCCUCCACUGCCUUCUCACCUACUCCUUUCUGUCUCUGUGCACUGUAAUAACUGGAACAGGACUCUGGGAUCUCCCUGAGGUGGGGCUACACUCUCUUGUCUUUUAUUUCCUGUGGGGAAUAUGUUCAGCAGAUGGCAGUAGGUUUUUUCCUCUCUCUCUUCAAGCUAAUAGUGUAAUAGAUGAGGAAAAGGAGCAUUGUGAGGGGCUUGAUUAAAUCCAAAGGUUAUGCACACAAACCGUUUAUUCUGCUGACGUGUUUCCACAUAAACUCUGACUUCUGUUGAUUUCACUGCUCUUAAAUUGUGUGGUGUAGGUUAGGGAUUUUUAAACUUUUAUUCUGUUAUAUGUAUAUUUGGACUGCAUAUGUAUAAAAUAAAUCUCAUUUGUUAUAGA
Messenger RNA from Thalassophryne amazonica, 2581 nucleotides. It is a transcript of the gene rab11al, whose product is annotated as RAB11a, member RAS oncogene family, like. Gene Ontology annotation, molecular function: GTP binding; GTPase activity. The coding region runs from base 246 to 896 and encodes 216 amino acids. Gene Ontology annotation, cellular component: postsynaptic recycling endosome; axon; transport vesicle. NCBI's taxonomy places the organism in Eukaryota, Metazoa, Chordata, Actinopteri, Batrachoidiformes, Batrachoididae. The record is from RefSeq and is a predicted model, not a curated record. Gene Ontology annotation, biological process: exocytosis; melanosome transport; neurotransmitter receptor transport, endosome to postsynaptic membrane. The transcript has 5 exons.